Molecule: messenger RNA, 417 nt
Organism: Brugia malayi
Lineage: Eukaryota; Metazoa; Nematoda; Chromadorea; Rhabditida; Onchocercidae
Exons: 4
Coding region: 1-417 (138 amino acids)
Source: RefSeq, a predicted model, not a curated record
AUGGCAACUGCGCCGACACAGAAAGGAGAACCAGCAUUAUCUGUAGAUCCAGAAACGGCAGUUUUUCUUGCGAAUGGCGGGAAAUCAGAACAUAUGCUUGUUAACAUAAGUGAAAAGCGACUUGCUGUAAAAGUACGUUGUAGCGAUAAUAACUUGUUCCGAGUAAGCCCAGUUUACAUGUUCAUUGAGCCAGGUUCAUGUGGUAAUAUUGUGAUAACAAGACUGCCUGGUCCAGCAAAAUCUGAUAAAUUAGUAUUCCAUUAUUUCGUUUGUGAGCCAAAUGAUUUGGAACCAAAAGAAAUAUUUAAAAUAAAUUCACAAAGGUCACCAGAAAUGCUGAAGAUGCCAAUAAAUAUCAUUUCUGCCGAAGAUGUUCCUAAAAUUGGACAAUCACCAGCAACUUCGAAUCAACAUUGA